Messenger RNA from Exophiala oligosperma, 1950 nucleotides. RefSeq lists its product as uncharacterized. Gene Ontology annotation, molecular function: glutathione disulfide oxidoreductase activity. The record is from RefSeq and is a predicted model, not a curated record. Gene Ontology annotation, cellular component: cytoplasm; fungal-type vacuole; cis-Golgi network. The coding region runs from base 361 to 1170 and encodes 269 amino acids. NCBI's taxonomy places the organism in Eukaryota, Fungi, Ascomycota, Eurotiomycetes, Chaetothyriales, Herpotrichiellaceae. Gene Ontology annotation, biological process: cellular response to oxidative stress. The transcript is spliced from 3 exons.
AAUCUCCUAGUUCGUUCUUUCCCCAGAUGAACGAAUCGCGCACGUCGCGUACCUGGCUAAGGAAACUUGUUCUCUGCUCCCCUUGCGUUCAGGUGUUUUUCUGACCUUCAUCCUCGAAUCACUUUUAAUCUUUACAUUUCUUUCCCGUUUAUUUACUUGAUCAUAGCCAAGCAAUAGACCAUAUUGAGUGCCGGGGGCGGGUGUGUGUGGUUAUCGCGUCGUGUGGUUCGACGUUCAUCGACUUUUUCCAAAAAGCGAGCCUCUCCUCAACUCGAAUCUCACGAGAGCGAACAACAAGACCUCUACCAGACGCCUUUCAAUCCUCCUUACUGGUAAAGGUCGUUCGAAGGUCAUCCGAAAAUGGCAAACCUUCGCCGCACCCACGUACUUUUCGUUGCAGCAACCAUUGUCCUCAUCUACAUCAUCUUCUUCUCUGGCCCGGAGACGACCGAUUUCCGCAAGGUCACCGAGUCAUCGUUGUCGUCUCGUCGAGGCAUUCUACGUGGCACUCUUUCAGAUUCGGAACUGACUGCACAAACGAAUCAGCUGUUGCAAAGGAUACUGGACAAAAAGAAUGAAGCUUUGAUCGCGGAUUCUGGUCGUGUAGAUCAUGUUCCAGGAACUGCCUCAAAUCCCAAGGAGAAUCCAAAACCAAAAUGGCCGCCCGUCGUCGAGAAGAUGGGGGAUGCGAACUCGAACACAGAAAGUCCUGCGGUAGUGGGAGAAACACCCUCUAAGCCCAAGCCCACAGAUGAUGGUCUGGAGAGAGCCAGAGAAGAACUCUACGAUAUCUUUCGAAAGAGUCCCAUCAUCAUAUUUUCCAAGUCCUACUGUCCAUAUUCGAAGCGUGCAAAAGAACUCCUACUCGAAACUUACACCAUCGUACCUAAACCGUAUGUGGUCGAACUUGACCUAAUGACGGAUCCGGUUCCUGUUUCAUACGAAGAUCACAUCACGCCUGCGCCCACACUUGGACGGACGUUGCAGGAUCUGCUCGCAAGGCUGACUAGCCGUAGAACGGUCCCAAACAUCAUGGUCAAUACUCAGAGUUUGGGUGGCAGCGACGAUAUUGCUAGCAUGCACGCAAAAGGCACACUGAUAGACGAGAUCAGAAAGUUGGGUGGCAAGCGGAUCGAGUCCAUCGCGAAGAACCACAAAGCUGAGGAUUAAGAUGCCUAGUGUGCUAGAUACUCAAACCAGACCUUGCGUUAGGGGCAAAAUGGCACCUACUCUUGAAGUGUAUGAUGAUCAACACGAGAUCAUGGUCAACAUGCACUACGUGGUCGCAAAAGGAGCAGAAUCAUGGGAGAAAAGCUAUGGCCGUUGCCAGUGCUGCAUAUGCUGGAUAUUACCUGGGACAUACGAAGAAAAUGCAGCCGGUUUCUCCUCUCAGCAGAUUUUCUUUUCACCGAGGUCGUACUUCCAGAGAUCUACAACUUGUUGGAUAUGACUCAAAUUUCGUCGACGCUAGACUUGAGGAACAACAAGAGACUCAAGUCUGAUCAACAAAUUGAAGGUAGAAAGAAACCCCAACAAGACCUCAUCUGGCAGGCCAUUACACAAUGGAAAGUCGUAACCUGUUCGGGGGAUAAGAUAGAAGUCACAGAUGUCUCUCUUGGAUCUAAGAGUACACACUCGUUUACUUGGACUUGUUACAGGAACAGAAUUGGUGGUCACAAUGAUUUGGAGGAAGAAAGGACACAACGGGUAGCGGAGGGGAUUUGGGCUUGUGUGCAUUACAUUCCUCUCGUCGCAUCAUCAUGAUUCAUGGACUAUGUACCCGAGAUUGCAAUGGGCUAUCCGAAGAUGGUUAUCAGAUGGUGUUUCUUACAAACCAAACACCCUGGUUCAUGCUAGGUGACUUUGUCUCAGUCUGUUCAUUUUCCACUUUCUAUCCCCCUGCUCAAGGAGGAUGCAGGAGUCAGUUGGUCAGUGGCGACCAAAGUUGGC